Fonticula alba is the source of this 924-nucleotide messenger RNA. RefSeq lists its product as hypothetical. The record is from RefSeq and is a predicted model, not a curated record. Bases 1 to 924 code for a protein of 307 amino acids. The transcript has 5 exons. NCBI's taxonomy places the organism in Eukaryota, Rotosphaerida, Fonticulaceae.
AUGAGCUGCUUCUUCUUCCGCUUGCUCAGGCUAUACCUGAUUUUCCGCUUCCGCAGCUUCAAGGUGAAGUGGCUGGCCUUCUGGACCUUCCUCUUCUGGCUGCCGAACCCGGUCCUUAACAUUGUCAGCUCCGUGAUGAAAACCUACGGGCCGGUGGUCGUGCCGCCACUGACUUGCGCCCGGCCCGCCUGCCUGUCUCGUCCGCGCCUGGUGUCGAUGCUGCUGCUGCUGCUGCUGCUGCUGCUGCGGAACUCGCCCGACCCGGUGCCCUCGGGUGGUGGGCGCACCUCAUGCCAGAACGGCGAAGAGGGGUGCUUCGAUGUCAGCCCGCUGUUUACCAUCCUGCUGGCCAUCAAGAUCCUGAUUGGCUUUGCCUUCCUUUACACUCUGGUGUACUUGAACCGGAAUGUGCAGAAGCGCUACUUCAACGAGUACCGCACCACCAUGACCCUGCUGAUCAUCACCACCGUGGUGUAUGCCUUUUUCAUGGCCUUCUUCACUCUGCGCCUGUACCGGCGUCCGCUCGGGUACUUGAUUGUCCUCUUUGUCUUGGCCGUGGUGCACAUCCUCUUCUGGGGCGUCGUCGCCAAGCCGGUCUACCAUCACAUCGUCGACAAAGAAGCCUACCUGGUGGCCUUCACCCAGAGCAUGCGCCUGGACUUCGAGUCGUCGUCCGGCGACUCGAAGAACAAAACCCUGGACACCUCCUCGAAGGCUGCCUACUCGGAGCAGGUCUCCGGCAUGGGCUUGUCAGCCAUCGAGAUGGACCGCACCACCAUGGACCGCGGCGAGGCAAGUGCCUCUUCUCCCGAGGGUGCGACCACUCCCCUUCCCAGCGACACCAGCGGCCCGGCGACGCCCGCCUCGGCCGCGGGGCCGCCCCCGCCGCCCUACAUGCUGGUGCCCGGCGACAGCUUGGUCUGA